AUGAUGCGGUCCGAUUUCUUCGAGCGCGGCCCGAUCUCGCUGAUUGCUGCCGAGUUGGAUUCCCACCCGUUCGAUCAACGGUGGAUGGCCCUACUUGCCCCUCCGUUUCUGACGUGGACGCCAGAGCUCGCUGCCUCCUGGUCGGCAAUGGUCGCCAGGCCUCAGUCUGAGCCCGAAAGGGCGACCACGGCGACGAAGCCCCCUCUGCCUCCGGCUCCGAAGCCCUCGACAACAUCCUCUGAAAAGAUUCCUCACCCCGGACCCGCGGCUGUCCUUGUCGCGGAUGCGCCUGGUUCAACUGCGACUGUUGUCUCUCAGACUCCUGUAACUGCUGCUGCUAUUCCAUCCGCCCCGGCUGUGCGGGCUGAACCUCAGGCGUCCCCUUCUGCACCGCCGGAGUCUGUCGCCGACCCCUCGGCUCCCUUGCUUGCUGGACCUGUCGCCGCGCCUGAGUUGCCGACUCCUGCCUCUGUCUCGUCCCUGCACGCGGCGUCCGCCACCACUGGCGGCCCAUCCCCGUUGGUUGCCCCGCCGGUUGGGGGUCCGGCUGCACCUCUUGUGCCACCGACUGCUCCUGCGGUGCAGCUAUCUCGCCCGCCGUCACCAGGCCGGCGCCCAUCUCGCCCUCAUUCUCCCGCUCCCCAGCCGGAUCGUCAAUCCUCUCGGCGCCGGCGCAAUUCUCCCCGCCGUCCGCAUCAGCAGGCCCAGUCACACGCGAACCAUGGCGGCCGCGGUGGCUGGUGGGGUCCCCGCGGUCGCGGAGGUGGUGGGGCGUACGAUCCGCCCGUGAGGAUGGCGGAUCUGCAGCGGGCGGUGUCAACUGCGGUGCGUGAGGAGAGGGCCGCCCUGACCCAGGGCAGCUCUCACGCUGUCGUGGCCCGUGCUGCUCCUCGACAGGCUGUACUUCCUUUGGAUCCGCCGCCGGCUGCGCCCGUCCCUCAUCUGAGUCCGGCCCCGUCGGCUCCUGCUGUUUCUGCCUCUGCGCCUGUUCCUGGGUCUCGGCUUCGUCUCCCGCCCGUUCCGCCUGUGGCGGGAGUUGAGUUUGUGGCUGCGGGAGGGGGAGCGCAGUAUCCUCAUCCCGGGGCUGGCGGUUCCGCAACUCCUGCCCUCGAGGAGCCGUUUCAGUUUCUGGCGCAGGCAUUACAGCCUCCACAGUCCCGUGUUCCAGAGGCAACUCUCGCCCAGCUCUUCCGCCUCGCGGAGAGCUUUCACGCUCUGCUCCUGAUACAGGUUCUCGCGCAUUCGUCACUUCCUGCAAUUCCCCCUGAGACGUUCCAGGAUCGCCACCGUGAUUCGUGCCUGGACGCUGCCGACCAGCUCGCAGUGCUGUUGGCGUCCGUGCUGGCUGCGCCCGUAGAGGGUGGAGUUGCGGCUGCUGGGCAGCUCGAUGAGGCUGUGCGCAGCCUGAGGCGCCAUUUGCGUGCAGGUUCUGGAGCCGCCGCGAUCGGCGCAAGCACGCUUGUGCUCCCUGACGGGCGUUCUUCACGCCCUUGGAGCUCACCGCAUGUAGGCGCGGGCUCCGAUUGCACCUUUGAUGCCAUGCCUCUCUAG
Closterium sp. Naga37s-1 is the source of this 1551-nucleotide messenger RNA. Lineage: Eukaryota; Viridiplantae; Streptophyta; Zygnematophyceae; Desmidiales; Closteriaceae. The record is from the annotation of a GenBank genome assembly.